Coccomyxa subellipsoidea C-169 is the source of this 1148-nucleotide messenger RNA. RefSeq lists its product as hypothetical. Lineage: Eukaryota; Viridiplantae; Chlorophyta; Trebouxiophyceae; Coccomyxaceae. The record is from RefSeq and is a predicted model, not a curated record. The coding region runs from base 95 to 580 and encodes 161 amino acids. The transcript is spliced from 6 exons.
CCGGAGCAAGAAGGCAAAAAUCUUGAUAAUCUUCUGUAAGGAACAUUUCUUGUUGUAGCCAGCGGCAUUUCCGGGUCUUACAAUUUUGCUAAACAUGUCGCUAUGGAAGAUGGUAGUUGAGAUCUGCCUCCCCAUCCCCAUCGUCUUGUUGGCUCUCUUGUGCUUCCCGGCGCCUAGGGUGUUCCACCGUGGCGUCCUGAAAGUGGUCGACAGUACUCUUGGCAUAAAUCUGGUCGGCAAUGUCCUGAGCUUGCUACAUUUCAUGCUGGUGGUGUCUGGCGCGGCCCUGCUUGCCACAAUCCGGACAACCUACCAACUGAAGGACCAGAAGCUGGACCCGUCUUCUGUGACCCCCAACGUCCUGUCUGCCAAUCUGGGCAAGCGCUGGAGGGCAGAGCGGAAUUUCUGGAUUGCUUUCAUCACCUUCACGCUCUGGUGCCUGCUUGCCCGAUUCUACCAGAUCCUCAAGCACAAGGCAGAGGUGGAGGAUUCCCUGGCCAGGCUUAGGGGUGACGCCCCAGCAAAGAGCAGCGGGCCAGCUCCCACAAAGCCUGAGCCUGUAGUCCGCAAGAGCCAGUAGGCUAUUGUGCGCAACAAAGUUGCUGCAGAAAUCUGUCAAGAUGCAUCUGCCGUUGGUCUGAAUACUCAAUUAGCCAGCGCUUCAGCUCGUGUAGUGCUGCGCUCCUCUUGAGCGUACAUGCUCCAGCCUUGGUUGCCUGCAAUUUUGUGGAUAGUUGGGGGCAGGUGCAUGCCUUCACUGCCAUGGAGAAUGGUGUUUUUCUCAAAGUGGGUUAUUGCAGAGGGCUGCCAGCAGUGCUUUGAAUGGGAUGUGGAAAUGUUGAUGCUCAAGAAGAACUCCUAAACUUCCUGUUGCUGUAAGCUUUGACAACUGUAUCAGCAUGGGCCAACAUAUCUGGAUUUGCGUUCACAGAAGAGCUGUCGAACAGUUUUCCCUUCACAGCCUGUCUGAAAUUGAUUGCAGUAUUCCUUGUCACAGAAACUCAGAUCACAUCUCUACAUAAUGGUACGUUGAAGCAAUCUGUGGCCUGCAGCCUCCCUGCAGGUGUAUCAGGUGCCCCGACUGCCGGACCUCUUGUUUGAAGGACUGAUAACAAGUGCGCAUGUGUAAACGCGGUGAUAUGUCAAGU